This is a messenger RNA of Aethina tumida (small hive beetle), 3172 nucleotides long. It is a transcript of the gene dor, whose product is annotated as vacuolar protein sorting-associated protein 18 homolog. Gene Ontology annotation, molecular function: protein-macromolecule adaptor activity. NCBI's taxonomy places the organism in Eukaryota, Metazoa, Arthropoda, Insecta, Coleoptera, Nitidulidae. The record is from RefSeq and is a predicted model, not a curated record. Gene Ontology annotation, cellular component: endosome; HOPS complex. The transcript has 11 exons. Gene Ontology annotation, biological process: intracellular protein transport; endosome to lysosome transport; organelle fusion. Bases 52 to 3060 code for a protein of 1002 amino acids.
AAAAAAAGCAGAUAAACAACUAACAAUAAGACCAAAUCGGUGUUUAUCAGAAUGACAUCAAUAUUUGAUCAGUUCGAGCAGGCCUCAACAAAGACGAAGUCCAAUAAUUUAUCUAGUGCUGAAAUGAGUACUCUAGGGUUUAUUGAUAUGACAUUGGAGCAGGAGAUUCCCAUAUUCAGUAAAUCAAAAAAGGAUUAUAGGCCUCCUCAUAAAUUUACUCAUGUUGCAAUAUCUAACAAAUAUUUUGUUGGUGCUAUGCAAGAUGGUACUUUAUUAAGGAUGAAUUUACACAAUCCCCAAGAAACAGACAGAAUAACUUUAACAAAGUAUACAGGCACUGGUAAGCUGACAAAUUUGUUUUUGGAUCCAAAUGGGAAUCAUUUACUUAUCACCUUUACCCCAAAGAUACCAAAAGCCCCUGAUGCAACACCUGAGCUGCUUUACUUGUCACGUAAAUCGGCAAAGUUAAAGUCAACAACUAAAUUUAGGGGUCACUUGUUUACAGAAGUGGCAUGGUGUUCUACAAAUGAUUCAGAAACCACCACUGGUCCUAUAUUGUUAGGAACUUCUAAAGGAUUAAUAUUUGAAACAGAAAUUGUGUUAGAAGGUGAGAAGUUUUUCACUUCAGGAUUCUCUUCAAGUUUGGAACAAUAUUGGAGACAACUUCCCAAUUAUUUGCCUUUAUAUGGAAACAAAGAAGUGGAUGGUCUGGUUUUUGAUAUUGGAAAAGGACAGGACAUGCCCAUUACUGGCUUGGAAUAUCACCGAGUUUUUGGUACAGACAGAUACGUGGUAUUCGCCGCCACACCUUCACGGCUUUACUAUUUUGUUGGAAAAGCUGAUACAGAUGAAAAGCCACUCCUGCAGCAGGUCUUCAAUAAAUAUUUAAACAUUGCAGAACCCGAAACUUACAUAGAACAUUUAAGUAAUCUUAGAUACUCUAGGUUACAGUUUUGGUCCGAAAAUCUCGUGACUCCGAAUACUUUUGCUUGGAUUACAGAGAGUGGCAUAACUUAUGGCGAGAUCGAUCCGUCAACUGACGAUAACAUCAAAGACAUUGAAUCCAAAUCAAAGCAUAUUCCGUAUCCCAAACCCAUGUAUGAAGACAAUUCCGACCUUAAAAAAUAUCCUCUAUCAAUAGCUCUUACCCAAUUUCAUAUUUUAUUAGCCUAUACAGACACCAUAAAAGGAUUGUGUCUUCUCAAUCAAGAAGUGGUUUACGAGGAUAAUUAUAAUGAAGCGUUUGGAAUGUUAGUAAACGUUAUAAAAGACGUAAAAACAGGUGAAAUAUGGGCUGUGACCGAAAAUGCCGUGUUUCGUUUCAAAAUAACGCGUGAGGAAAGGAACGUGUGGCGUAUCUUCUGCAAAAAUCAACAAUUUGAAUUAGCAAAGAAAUACUCGCGAAGCAGUGAGGCUUCCUAUAACCUUGUGCUUGUUAAAGAGGCUGAUAUGCUCUUCGAAAACAAACAAUACGAAUUAAGUGCCCAACGUUACGCCGAAACUCAAUCGAGUUUCGAAGAGAUUUGCUUAAAAUUUAUUCAAGUUAACGAGACGGACUCGCUUAAAAUAUUUCUCAGUCACAAACUAGACACUUUAAAGCCUCAAGACAAAACUCAAAUAACAAUGAUUGUUAUUUGGGUAGUGGAGUUGUAUUUGAACAAACUGGAGGAGAAACGUUUGCAGGGUAUGGAGCAAAGUGCCGCCUACGAUACCAUUCAGAAGCAAUUCGAGACCUUUUUGGCAUUGCAGGAGGUGUCGGAUUGUGUUAAGAAAAAUAAAGACACCAUUUAUAAUCUAAUGGCCAGUCAUGGCGACAAAGACAAUCUGAUUAAAUUGACGAUUGUUAACAAAGAUUUCGAGCAGUUGAUUCGUCAUCACAUUUACAAAAAUAACUUCAGAGAAGCGCUGCAAGUUUUGAAGAGUCAGAAUAACUAUGAAUUGUAUUAUCAAUUUGCGCCUAUAUUAAUGCAAGAGGAACCUAAACAUCUGGUGCAAACUUUAAUAUCUAAAGGGAGGAGACUGGAUCCGGUAAGAUUGUUACCUGCUUUAGUAACUUGCAACGGCGAACUGCAUGCCAGAGAAGUUAUAAAUUAUUUGGAACACUGCAUAGAUAAAAUGAAAAAUGCAAACAAGGCGAUACAUAAUUUUUUGCUUUCAUUAUAUGCCAAGUACGAUCCGGAUAAACUGUUACAAUAUUUAGAGGCCCAAGGACAAGAAAUGGCUUUGGUGAAUUAUGAUGUCCAUUUUGCGCUAAGAUUGUGUCACGAAAACAAACUAACUAAAGCUUGUGUGUUUCUAUCCGGAUUACUUGGUUUGUGGGAGUCUGCAGUGGAUUUAGCUCUAACGGUUAGCGUAGAUAAGGCCAUAGAACUCGCAAACAUGUCCCCUGAAAACGAUGUGGAAUUGAAGAAAAAAUUGUGGCUUAAAAUUGCACAAUAUGUUGUUAGCGGUAAAGACGAUAUUCAACAGGCGAUGGAAUUUCUUCGGCAAUGCGACUUGAUUAAAAUCGAAGAUAUCCUUCCAUUCUUUUCAGAUUUUGUAACGAUUGACCAUUUUAAAGAUGCAAUUUGCAAAUCUUUAAAAGAGUACAAUCAAAAGAUAAAGGAUCUGAAGGCAGAAAUGGAGGAUGCGACGAAAUCAGCGGAACAAGUCAGAGACGAAAUUCAGUCAUUUAGGAAUCGAUACACUGUAAUCAGUAGUGCAGAUAAAUGUCAGAUUUGUAAUAAUAUAUUAAUGAUAAGGCCGUUUUAUAUGUUCCCAUGUCAUCAUAAAUUUCACAGUGAUUGUUUGGUAAACGAAUUAACACCGUCUUUGGGUCCAGCGAAAAGAAACAGAUUGGCUGAACUAGAAAGACAGUUCAAACAUUUAAGCACACAAACUAACAUAGAUAAUAUUAGCACUGGAUCAACGGGAAUGUCAGCCAAGGAUUUAGUGAAAUCUGAAAUCGACAACAUUUUAGCUUCUGAAUGUUUAUAUUGUGGAGAAAACAUGAUCAGAAAUAUCGAUAUGCCUUUUAUAGAAGAUAAUGAGUAUGAAGCUGUGAUGAGAGCAUGGGAGUAAAAUAGUUUACGUAUUUAUACUAACCGUAUUUAUUUUAUUGUGAUUUAAAUUUUAUUUUUAUUGUACUUUCAUAGAAUAUAUGUAAUAAUUCUAAAAUAUAUAAUAAGUUCCG